AGUCAAGAUGGCGCUGGUCUGUUUGCCGAGCAGCAGUCAAGGCUCUCUCCGCGGCGAAGGUAAAUAAUCCGCGCGAACAAGGCUCGCCCGCGAGCGACGAGGAAGACGACUCGUGCACAUCACCUCCCGGCCCCCCAGUGCAACGAGGAUACAGUCGCACCUCGGAACCGAGCCAGUCGACGUCGCAGAGGCGCCCGCGUCAUCGCCCUCGCGGGACAGCAGCAGAGUGAGUGAGAAAGGAACAACUGGCUAAUACGACGGACCUAGAGAGAGAUAGAUAGAGAGUGCGUGUGUUUGUGCUACGCAACCUAGUGCUAUACCGCAGCACCACGACGAGGAGGAGCCAAGCGACUCCUCGGCAGCACUGUCUGACCCAGUGUUUGUGCUAACCGUUGGCCUAGAGAGAAAAAGAUAGAUAUAAGGAGCCUUGACGUCGCUCUUCGUUUUUUUCGCUCGCUUUGCUCUCGUGCCCUCCACUGCACCGUCGGCCUAUCUUCGCGGCAGUUCGUCUCUCUCUCUCUCCCUCUCUCUCCGUCUUGUUCGGCGCACCUGAGGAAUGCGAGAGGACUGCUCGCUCCCGUGGCUGCCAUCAGCGGUGGAAAAGUCCGACGAGGAAAUCGUGGCCUAGAAGAAGAGGCACAUACGAUAGUGCAUAGCACAGCAGUGUCUCUUUCUCGCUCUCUGUGCAGUGUCGCGGAGGUCAAGGCGCCCGUAGGUACAUCACUGCAGAGUACACAGGCAGUGUAGCACGUUACGUGUGUACGCGUACACAUCGGUCGGACGGAAGCAGUGUCUCGAAAAGAGACGGUGUGUGGGCGCGAUAAACAAAAGACAGUGGGAAAAGUAAAAUCGGCAAGGCUGUGUGACGCAUGUGUCGUGUCGCGGACAGCUCGACAACAGCAGCAGCGUCUUCGUCGUCGCCGGUAGCAGUCCUAGCCGCAGUUCGAUGCCGCUGUCCACGUCCGGUCACGAGGAAGCAGCAGCAGCAGCAGCAGCAUCAGAGAUCCCGUAGCAUCGUCGCAGCGCGAGUCGAGCUACUAUAUCAGUGUCGUCGGGAGUGGUAUCAGCAGCGGCAGCAGCGAACCGAGCGGCAGCAGGUACGAGCAGGGAAGGCAGCGGAGGAGGAAGCGGGAACACGCGAGCACUGGGCCAGGGAGGCGCCGGAAGCUCCAGAGACUCCGGAAGCCUAACGAAGAAGAUGGCCUUCAACGAGAAGGUGGACCCCGAGCUGAUAUUCACGAAACAAGAGAGGAUCGGCAAAGGCAGCUUCGGCGAGGUCUUCAAAGGCAUCGACAAUCGAACCCAACAAGUCGUCGCCAUCAAGAUCAUCGACCUCGAAGAAGCCGAGGAUGAGAUCGAGGACAUCCAGCAGGAGAUUAUGGUCCUAUCCCAGUGUGACAGCCCCUACGUCACCAAAUAUUAUGGAUCCUACCUCAAGGGCACAAAGCUAUGGAUCAUCAUGGAGUACCUGGGCGGCGGCUCGGCCCUGGACCUGAUGAAAGCCGGAAGCUUCGAGGAGAUGCACAUAGCGGUUAUCCUCCGGGAGGUUCUCAAGGGCCUCGACUACCUGCACAGCGAACGAAAGCUGCAUCGUGAUAUCAAAGCGGCGAACGUUCUCCUCAGCGAGAUGGGCGACGUGAAGCUUGCGGACUUCGGUGUGGCUGGCCAGCUGACGAACACCACCAGCAAAAGGAACACUUUCGUCGGCACACCCUUCUGGAUGGCGCCAGAAGUUAUCAAACAGUCCGCCUACGAUUCCAAGGCGGACAUUUGGUCCCUGGGCAUCACGGCGAUCGAGCUGGCCAAGGGCGAGCCUCCAAACAGCGAGCUUCACCCGAUGAGGGUGCUCUUCCUCAUCCCGAAGAACAACCCGCCCCAGCUCACCGGCAACUACACCAAACAAUUCAAGGAGUUCGUCGAGGCGUGUCUCAAUAAAGACCCGGAGAACAGGCCGACGGCGAAGGAACUCCUGAAGUUCCAGUUCAUCAGAAAGGCCAAGAAGAACUCGUACCUGAUUGACCUGAUUGACAGGUAUAAGAAGUGGAAGUCCCAGCGUAGCGAGGAGUCCGAGACGGAGAGUGAGAAUUCGGACUCGGAAGAGUCGAAGCAGGAUAGCGACAUGGACGAGCCGUGGAUAAUGACGGUGAAGGGACCCCACGGGGUCAAGGGAUCCUCGGGCGUUCCCAUGAUGCCUCUUGAGGAACAGCAGCAGCAACAGCAACCGGCCUCGCUGAACCUCAGCCAUACGCCGAACCACAGGCCUCAACACAAUCAACACAGCCAGCAGCAGCAACAGCAGCAGACGCAGUCCAAGCCACACGCGAACGGAGCAUCCAGGUCGCCGCCUAAAGAGUCCAAUCUCAACCAUUACAAGAACGACUCGAGGGACUCGUCGCGAGAUGGACAAAACAAGCUUAUGCCGUCCCGACCACACGAGGCAGCACCAAAACCGCCUUCAACAGCCGACACACGUGAUAGUCGCGACUACCACGACUCUAGUCGAGAUUCGACACUGAGAAGUGCCAAGGAUCUGCUGCGACGUAGAGACCAGGGAUUGGAAAUUGACGAAAGGGAGCAGCGCCAGAGGAAGAGCAAGUCUGAGGUUCCGGUCGAGCAUCGGUCAACCUCCGAAGAAAAACAACAGCAGCAGAGACCGAGAAGUUCGAUGGAGCUCAAGCAUCCACGCAGUCCGGUUCUCAACGGCGUCAUCUUUCCGCUGCUGUCCGAUCUGCAACGUAAAUAUCAAUAUGCCGCAAGGGACAACGGCGACGGCGGCAACACCAGCAGACAAAGUGGAGCGUUGAAUGAACUGAGAGAUGCCUUUGAAGUCGCCGAACGAACGUCGCCUGGUAUGAGCGAGAAUCUGGUCAAGGAAAUCCUCAAAGCGCUUCUCCCGACCAACCAUUCGGAUGCUCGGCUUUCCAUGCUUAUGGAGAAAGUUGUGUCAAAGGACACGUAGGGACGUGAGACAGCGAGGAUUCGCAGAAGACUGUGUUUGGAAAAUACAUUAACACUUUAGACGAUGGGUCGUGUUCUGUGGAUUCGCCAAGAUCGUCAAGUUUGUUAGCGAUACCUGAUUUGCAGCACCAGCUCCUCAAAUCCUGCUGUGCGAAUCUGACAUUGGACUUCAGAUUGACGUGAUCUCGCAGGGUUUUUGCGUUGCACCUGCAACUAGGUUUUCGUUUGACUUUUUUGCUUUUGUUUUAUUUUAAGAGUAACUGUAAAAAGUAAAGUUACAGACGAGAGGACUCUGUGGGUGUAAGUGCGUUUCGUUUCUCUUCUAUUUCAAGGAAACUUUUUCUUUCUUUUUUUCUUUAUUAUUUGUUGGAAGUUUUUACAAUUUGGCUGUUCGACGAAAGGCCAGAAUUAGUUGACUUGUUCUUGCCUCAUUGCAGAGCUAUCUGGAAUUCGCGCUAGUCUUUCAGUCGCCUCCUAUAACGCUUGACGAUCGGAAGAAAGUCGAAAGAUAAUGUGUAUUUGUGAUUAUUUCAAAUGAAUUAUGAAAAGUAAUUGUUUACUUACGUUUAAUUCAAGUAUUAUUGUUGCAGUGCCAAAUGUUUUGAAUUUUUCAAAUAAUAAAUUGUUAAAGCAGGAUGUGGCGUUUAAAGAAAAAUAAAACCUUGAGUACAAAAUAUCAAAAGAAAGAACAAGGAAAAAAUAUAGCUAUAAUGAAAGUAGUCCAUCAGUAAUAAUGAAAAAUGAAUCUCUAGAUUAAGGGCAAGUGUAUUAGCGUAUAUAACGUGCUUUUUAAACAAAAGUAGACAUCGAUAUUAAAAAUAUCACCAUAAUGAUAUUUUUCCAGGCGUGUAGCACUUAGACCUGAUUAUUUUUCAUAAUUCAUAUAAAUAAAAAGAUGUUCAAGACUGCCUCAGAUGUUUCCUUUUGCUCUUAGUAGUUGAGCGGCGUAGUGUCUCCAGACAUUCGCACGAUUCUUAAAAUGAUAGCUUCUGCAGAGUAAUGUUUUAAAGCAACGCGAAUAGCUCGGAGCAAUGCUAGUGGCGUGCGUUGUUAAUUUUAAAUAAAGAAAAAAAAGUAAGCGAUUACACGCGUUUCGGAUUCUGUUUAAGAAAGAGUGAAAUCAGAAGUAGAAAAAUCUUAGCCUCGUUGCCAGAGGCUCUGUAAAUAUGUAUUUAGCGCGUUAAAAUAGAAAUCUUGUUCUAAUUAUCGACGUGCCUGCUGAAUCGUCCUGAAAGUCCGCGAUAAAAGUACGCAGGACGCAUCCUUAAAUAGUCAAGGGAGCAGAGUGAUUAAUUUCGAACGAUAGCGAAAAAAUUUACAGCCAAUGUUGUUACUUGUACAAGUGCAUGUAGUGUAGACGCAGCAAUUGCAUUAUGCAAGUAAAUAAAAUUUUUCAACCCAA
Messenger RNA from Nasonia vitripennis (jewel wasp), 4360 nucleotides. RefSeq names its product serine/threonine-protein kinase 26 (gene GckIII). The record is from RefSeq and is a predicted model, not a curated record. Bases 1199 to 2959 code for a protein of 586 amino acids. Gene Ontology annotation, molecular function: protein kinase activity; ATP binding. The transcript is spliced from 10 exons. NCBI's taxonomy places the organism in Eukaryota, Metazoa, Arthropoda, Insecta, Hymenoptera, Pteromalidae. Gene Ontology annotation, biological process: protein phosphorylation.